AUGACAGACCAAUCUGUGCCUAAUACCACCCAGUACUCCCCGGUUCUUGAGACAAGUCGUAUUUUCUCUUACCUCUGUGACCAGGCGGAAAGACUCAGUCUACCCACAGAGGUUUUGGAAAAUAAAGACAAGGUCUCCUUUUCUUCCACCCAUAAUGUAAUCUAUUUUCCGAUCCCCUUCAAAGAAACCGAGACGCUCGCGGCAUUGAAAGGUAUUGAAGGAUCCGUGGCCUCGGCACUUGCUGAUCUUCGAUUUGGACGAGGUACGCAACCGCGCAGUGUACGAGUUAGCUUGGAGGGAGCAACGGCAUUUGGAUGUCAAGCUUAUAUGGCUAAGAUCGAUGGGCUGUCGAAGUUGGAUCCAAAUGUGAAGGCUAGAUUGAAAGACACGGAUCUAUUGGCUGCUCAGUCAAACGGUUACCGUCGUAUGUCGGCCAACUUGUAUAAGACAAAGGUGCCAGACGAGUUUUAUCAUAUUCAUGGCUCUCUUGAAGCUACCCAGACGUUGAAUAUGAUUGGCCUUGAAGGUCACCGGCCUGACCUGACGGACUACGAGGAAAUAAUCAAGGUCAUUGAAGCUCAGGUACAGCAAUAUUCCGUACGUGAGCUGGAGGCGAUGAAUAAAGAGCGCAAACAGGCGGGUGUUCCAGCACUGAAACAUGCUGAUUUCAUUGAAACGCCUCAUGGAAAGCUAAAUGUCGAAGAGCCACCAUGGAAGGUGACAAGACUAGAAGGGGAUGUUCCACCUACACCUUUCCCGGCCAAUAACACUGGUAGCAAGAAGAUUCUCGGAGGGCUCAAAGUGCUUGAGUUGUGCCGCAUCAUUGCAGGCCCGACUGUUACGCGAAUCCUAGCCGAAUAUGGCGCCGACGUGCUCAAAAUCACGAGCCCCAACCUAUCGGAUGUACCAUUUUUCCAAGUUGAUGGAAACAUGGGAAAGCAUGCUGCGGAUCUUGAUUUGAAGACAGAGUCGGGCCGUGAGGAGUUUGAGAAAUUACUAGCAGACGUGGACGUGGUAGUUGAUGGAUAUCGCCCCGGGGCGUUAGAGAAACUUGGAUACGGCCCGAAUGACCUGGCAUCUUUGGCGGAAAAGCGAGGAAAAGGCAUUGUAUACGUAAAUGAGAACUGCUUUGGAUAUGAAGGCGAAUGGGCUGGACGAGCCGGGUGGCAGCAGAUUGCCGAUUGCGUUACUGGUAUCGCUUGGGCGCAAGGUCAAUUCAUGGGUCUUUCUACACCCGUUGUUCCACCGUUCCCGAUCUCGGAUUAUGGAACAGGAUGUAUGGGUGCCAUUGCUGCGCUGACGGGACUUUAUCAUCGCGCUACCGUUGGCGGAUCAUACCAUGGCAAGGCAUCUCUUAUGCAUUAUGAUCUUCUCCUUUUCGCCGUUGGUCAGUACUCCGAGGAUGUACAAGCGAAACUGCGUUCGGUUCAGCCAGCGGAAUUUUUCAAGCUUCGACAUUGUGAUAGCGUGGAUCGAAUCUCAUCAACGGUACUCAAAGGUAUGCAUGAGCGUUUCCCUCACUUAUACGUCGGUGCUGGGCUCCAGUCAGAGGAACGCCAACCUUUGACCGAAAAGUGGUUCUCGAAUGCGUAUGAUGCUGAAAUAGAGGUUGUGAAACCUGUUGCUAUCGUGGAAGGGGUGGACAAUCAGUUUGUGAGAGCAAGCCGACCAAAUGGCAGCGAUCGAGCGAAUUGGGAGGAUUUUCGAAGCCAGGGAGAUGGAAAAGGGGAUGAUAGAAAGUGUUGA
This is a messenger RNA of Penicillium angulare, 1746 nucleotides long. Its product is annotated as CAIB/BAIF family enzyme. The coding region runs from base 1 to 1746 and encodes 581 amino acids. The transcript is spliced from 4 exons. Gene Ontology annotation, molecular function: catalytic activity. The record is from RefSeq and is a predicted model, not a curated record. Lineage: Eukaryota; Fungi; Ascomycota; Eurotiomycetes; Eurotiales; Aspergillaceae.